AUGUCUGAGCCAGGAGACCUGAAUCAGGCAGCAGUGGAGGAGGGCGGGACUGAACAGGAGUCUGCCACCCCGGAGAACGGCAUUGUGAAAUCUGAGAGUCUGGAUGAAGACGAGAAACUGGAACUGCAGAGGCGGCUGGCAGCUCAGAAUCAGGAAAGAAGAAAAUCCAAGUCAGGAGCAGGAAAAGGUAAACUGACUCGCAGUCUUGCUGUCUGUGAAGAAUCCUCAGCCAGGCCAGGAGGUGAAAGUCUUCAGGAUCAGGAAUCAAUUCAUUUACAGCUUUCCAGUUUUCCCAGCCUGCAAGAGGAUGAUAAAUCUAGGAAAGAUGACUCAGAAAGAGAAAAAGAAAAGGAUAAAAACAAAGAUAAAACCUCUGAAAAACCCAAGAUCAGAAUGUUAUCAAAAGAUUGCAGCCAAGAAUACACGGAUUCUACUGGCAUAGACUUACAUGAGUUUCUGAUUAACACAUUAAAGAAUAAUUCCAGGGACAGGAUGAUACUCUUGAAAAUGGAGCAGGAAAUUAUUGAUUUCAUUGGUGACAACAACAAUCAUUAUAAAAAGUUCCCUCAGAUGUCAUCCUAUCAGAGGAUGCUUGUCCAUCGGGUGGCAGCUUACUUUGGGUUGGAUCACAAUGUGGAUCAAACAGGGAAAUCUGUUAUCAUCAACAAGACCAGCAACACAAGAAUACCAGAGCAAAGGUUUUGUGAACAUUUAAAAGAUGAAAAAGGUGAAGAAUCCCAGAAGCGGUUUAUCUUGAAGCGAGAUAACUCUAGUAUUGAUAAAGAAGACAAUCAGCAAAACAGAAUGCAUCCCUUUAGAGAUGACAGACGAAGUAAAUCAAUUGAAGAGAGAGAAGAGGAAUAUCAGAGAGUGAGGGAGAGAAUAUUUGCACACGAUUCAGUUUGCUCCCAGGAAAGCCUUUUUGUGGAAAACAGUAGGCUCUUGGAAGACAGUAACAUAUGCAAUGAGACCUAUAAGAAAAGACAGCUCUUUCGGGGCAACAGAGAUGGCUCAGGGAGAACAUCCGGGAGUCGACAGAGCAGCUCGGAGAAUGAGCUCAAGUGGCCGGACCAUCAGAGGGCCUGGAGCAGCACAGACUCUGACAGCUCCAACCGCAAUCUCAAGCCCGCCGUGACCAAGACGGCAAGUUUUGGGGGCAUCACAGUGCUGACCAGGGGUGACAGCACAUCCAGUACCAGGAGUACCGGGAAAUUGUCCAAAGCAGGUAGUUCUGAGUCUAACAGCAGCACAGGCUCCUCGGGGUCUCUGCCCCGCACCCACGCACCCCUGCAGGGCGCGCCCCUGGCUACGGGCGUAGCCGCUGGCUCUCCGGGCUGUGUGCCCUAUCCAGAGGGCGGAGCAGGGGGCCAGGCAGCCCCCAGCACCAGCUACAUCCUCCUUCCACUGGAGGCUGCGACAGGCAUCCCGCCCGGAAGCAUCCUCCUCAAUCCGCACACAGGCCAGCCCUUUGUGAAUCCCGACGGAACCCCUGCAAUAUACAACCCCCCCACCAGCCAGCAGCCCCUGCGAGGCUCGAUGAUGGCGCAGUCCCAGCCACCGCCGCAGCAACAGCCUUCUCCUCAGCCACCCCAGCCACAUAUGGCUGGCCCACUGGUCUCUCAGUCGGUGCAGGGGCUGCAGGCUUCCUCCCAGUCAGUGCAAUACCCAGCGGUCUCUUUUCCUCCCCAGCAUCUCCUGCCAGUGUCUCCAACUCAACAGUUCCCCAUGAGAGACGAUGUGGCGACACAGUUCACCCAGAUGAACCUGAGCCGGCAAUCCUCAGGAGAGACUCCUGAGCCCCCAUCUGGUCCUGUCUACCCGCCGUCCCUCAUGGCACAGCCAACCCAACAGCCAAGCUACGUCAUUGCCUCUACAGGCCAGCAGCUCCCUACGGGGGGGUUCUCAGGCUCUGGACCUCCCAUCUCCCAGCAAGUCCUCCAGGCCCCUCCCUCACCACAGGGCUUUGUGCAACAGCCUCCGCCUGCACAAAUGUCCGUGUAUUACUAUCCAUCUGGUCAGUACCCUACCUCAACCACGCAGCAGUACCGGCCCCUGGCCUCCGUUCAGUACAGUGCUCAGAGGGGUCAGCCAACACCACAGGGGGCACAAGCAGGUUACCAGCCAGUCUUGUCUGGCCAACAGGGGUUCCAAGGCCUCAUAGGAGUGCAGCAGGCACCCCAGAGUCAGAGCGUGAUGAGCAACCAACCAGGAGCUCCGGUGCAAAGCGUGAUGGUCUCCUACCCAACAAUGUCUUCUUAUCAGGUGCCAAUGACCCAGGGUUCUCAAGGACUGCCCCAGCAGUCAUACCAACAGCCAAUCAUGCUACCUAACCAGGCAGGUCAAGGGUCACUCCCAGCCACUGGAAUGCCUGUUUACUGUAAUGUCACACCGCCGACCCCUCAGAACAACCUUAGGCUGAUCGGUCCACACUGCCCCUCCAGCACUGUCCCCGUGAUGUCGGCUAGCUGCAGGACAAACUGUGCAACUAUGAGCAACACCGGGUGGCAGAUCAAAUUCUGA
Neomonachus schauinslandi (Hawaiian monk seal) is the source of this 2520-nucleotide messenger RNA. It is a transcript of the gene ARPP21, whose product is annotated as cAMP regulated phosphoprotein 21. The coding region runs from base 1 to 2520 and encodes 839 amino acids. Gene Ontology annotation, cellular component: cytoplasm. The transcript has 19 exons. The record is from RefSeq and is a predicted model, not a curated record. Gene Ontology annotation, molecular function: nucleic acid binding. NCBI's taxonomy places the organism in Eukaryota, Metazoa, Chordata, Mammalia, Carnivora, Phocidae.